This is a messenger RNA of Megachile rotundata (alfalfa leafcutting bee), 4578 nucleotides long. RefSeq lists its product as uncharacterized. The record is from RefSeq and is a predicted model, not a curated record. Lineage: Eukaryota; Metazoa; Arthropoda; Insecta; Hymenoptera; Megachilidae.
CCUCUUCGUCACUCUCGUGUCUUCGAUGAUCGUUCAACGCGCACAGUACAAAUUUACGUAAACAAAACGUGCACCGAAAACGCCGUCGAACUUGCACGCUUCCCGAACAACGAUACACUCGCGUAACCAAUGCUCGCGAUCAAUUUCGACGAAUCAGCGACUCCGAGUCACUCGCCGCUAAAUCGUUCCAGAGGUGUCACUUUCGAUUAUCGAUACUUUAUCGGCACCUUAUUCGUAUCGAAUCUUAGAGAGCGGAGUCAUUGAAUUUGAUUCGAAUAGAAUGCCACGAGUAUUAAGUUUAUCGUUGUUUAUUGUUUACGAUUGCCGAUUAGAUUUUGAAAUUUCAUCUCGACAGCAUUGUUCGCGUGAUGAUUGCCGAAUAAUUGAACCGUUAAUGAAACUCGUAAUUCUACGUAACGCGUGCAACAUAGUUUCUCUUAAUUAACUUAUUGGAUGUGGAAAGCAGUGAAAUUUUUGAAAGUUUGCAUUACUCUCGAAAACUUGUAUUAACGAUCGAUUGUGCGCAGAUCGAUUGCGACACCUAUUCCUCCUCGGUAUUAUUUAUGAAGCGUGUCAAUCAGCGCUCGCGAGGACAAAUCGAUUUGUGUACACGAUACAAUGCUCCUUUCGUUAAGGAACAUAACAGUUUUCGAAUACACGGAAGCUAUUAUUGUUCUGAUCUAGACAUUCGAUGAUAUUGAAUACGUAUAAAAGCAAUCGACUACAAUUGGCAUGAUUAGCAUGUGUUUGCACUUGUUAUGUUACGAUCAUGGCAGCGCCAACGACGCGAAGCCGACAUCACGCUGUUCGCUCGCGGAAAGAAGUCUAAUUCGUGGAAAGUUGGGGAAAUCUGUGAAACAACCUGUAAACGAUGUUAAUGUCCAAUGCGAAGUGAAGCGCGUUUAUAUUCAAUUUUACACAAUCGAGCAACGCGGAAGGAAAGUAGGACCGUUUCACCCUUGACUUUUCACCGUUUCUACUUGCUUUGUUGAACAAAAUUUUAUUAUACAGCAAUCACGAAUAGUGACGAACACGGACAACUAUGAAAUCCAACUCGAUGCAGCAGGAUAGGCUUGUUAAACAGAACGAGAUUAGCCGUCAAAGGCUUGAGCAAGAAAUUGUGAAACUGGAGAAGGUGGAAAAGUCGGACUUGAGGAUGAUGGAGACUGUGAGGCAUCGGUUUCGUACGCGACACAAGAACCUGAACAUCUCUGAACAAUCAUCUGGAUCAAACGCUAUCAACGUGCGCAUGUACGAAACCCAUAAUCCUGGCUUUUGCUACCAUUGCACGGGUGCCAUCAAAGAAAUCGGUCGACCGAUCAAAGAGCAUAUUACCAAAGAUUGCUACGAGUUCGUGCGAUCGAUAGUGUUCACCAAAGACGAGGUAGACCCCGACAAAGUUCUUUGCCUUCAUCUGUUAACAGCGCACAGCCCAAAGUGGAACAACAUCGACUCCGCCAUGGUCAAACCUGUCUCGCCUUUAUUAGAAGAAGCUAAGAAUAAACCUUUCUCUGGCGCAUGGAACAACGUCUUGCCCUGUUACGUGGUCGUUCUUGAAGAAAAGCCGACCGACAUGAAACUACAUGAAAAUCCAGCAGAGCAGUGUUUGGAGGAGCAAACCAUUCGCGAGUUUGAGGAAAAGUAUAAGCAAUACGUGGAGAACAAUACUGAUUUUAAUAAUAAUAAUAAGCGGGCAAGGACAACGUUACACUGUUUGGAGAAAACUCCAACGAUAACUCCGCACGUUUAUUCUUUGCUGGGUGCUUCUCACGAGCUGAGAAUCAAGCAAGCGCUCGCCGAAGGUGUUGCCAGGAAAAAAUUAGAUCGUUUCAACAUGGAACUAAGUGGAUUGGACGAGAAGAGUCUGUCUUUCCAUCUAGACGACGACGAGGAUGAUCUCGUAAGCAGAGGGACGACAAAUAUGUCCAAUAGAAAUUGGAUCACGAGAUCGACGAGGAGUCCGUCCAGAAGAUCCGCGAUGGGUUCGUUUAGGCUCGAUCACGAUAUUACCAUGUUGAAAUCCAAGCGACGAAAGAACUUCGAUGGCACUUGCAAAGAUCUCAUUAUUAUAAAGUCUAGUUUCACUAAAGAUGCACCGUCCAAAACUCCCAGCACUAAAUCUCAGUUUCACAACAUGUUCGACAGCCGUCCAUCAUCGAAUUCCGUCCUUUCGUACAAUCAAACAGAACCUCAAACAACGCAGUUUAAAAAGUGUAUUUAUUUAAAUGCACCGCCCCGAUCCAUCGAACUUCGUAAGAAAGAUUACAAAAUUGUGCCGAUCCUUGUAAAUUAUCAGCUUCAGGCAUUGGUACAAACGGUAAUCGAGGUUCUCGAAAGGGUGAACCCUGAAAAAUUAAGGAAAAUAAUGGAGACAGUCAGAGAUACAGAUAAAAUCAAAGAAAUGUUGUUGCGACCAGAGAUACUAAACUUUGCGCAAUCCUUGUUGGGUCAGUCUUUGGUAUCCUCGCCAGAGAGCUUCGUCGUUUCGGUUGCGACCGUGGCGAAUGAAAUAGAUUUUCGGUUCGGAGGAAUUCUAGAGAAGGAAAUAAUCGCUUUGACUUUGGAAGUGCCGUCGAUUUCCCCGUUCGACUGUCUGAUUGCCGAGAUACGGAGGAACAUAUUUCACAAGAAAAAGUCGAGUCGGCUGAACGAGAAUGCUUUUCUCGACAAAAUUUUCUGUGCCCGAAAUAAAAGAAGAACCGAAAAGGAAAACGCAGAAAUUUCAUUAAACGCCAUACCCACGGAUAAUAAAUCGAAAAUUAAACGGUUCUCCAACACCGGUAAAAAUAAAAAUUACGCAAGGGAAAGAUCUGCCAAGCUUCAGGAAACUUCCAGAAACGGCGAGAAUUGCAUUGCAAACAAGUCACGGGAAGAUAACGUCGAGCAAGGCAACGAUAUAAAACGCAGUGGCAGCUGGAGGAAAACCUCAAAGAUAAAAAGCGUGGAGCAAUCGUCAAUUUCAGGAAGUAAUAUCACUAAACGCGCCUCGAAUUUUAAAACUUGGAAAACUGCCCGGGAUCAUGGACAUUUAGACGCCGAUCAUGUAAUAUUGCGAAGAAUGACGAACCCGCAAAGAAUUCUAGUAGGACAAAUGUGUGCCUCUCUUAAGGCCAGGAAAAUUAAUAACCAAGGUUUAAUUAACGAAAGCGUUCCGCUUGCGGCAUUAAUUGCACCGGCUCUUUCACGUGAUUGCAUUAAAUUCUUGACCCGAGGAACGGUAUAUACGAAAAUAAACCCGAUAAACGAGCAAGAAGAAAUGGAAAAUAAUGUUACAGUCCCGGAUAAACUGACCGGUUCUCUUCUUGCUAAGAUACGGCAAGAUAUGACGGAAAGCGAAACGAAGCGACGUUUGAUAUGUUUCCUGAACAAGGACGUGACGUAGUUAAAAUGAAGCAUUGUUUAUAAUCGUUUUAAUGGAUUUGAUGACUUUUUAUGUAAUAAAAGAUUGAAAAGGUUCAAGUGAUUCCUAAUGUAAAAUUUAGACGCAACAUUUCUUAGUACAUAUGUAAUUUGAAAGCAGUGCUGCCUGCGCCAUCUGAUAGUAAACGGAGACAUUUAUUCUAUUACAACGCAUUGAACUAAGCACAUUUCAUGUGUAUAUUAACGCUCGCUUUAUGCACGAUUCGGGAUUACAAACGUCGUACAUUAAUCGCGCGUGAAUUAUCAAGCGUAUAUUGUAUUUUUAAUUCAUCGCUUUAUACAGUAGAGGGCAUAACAAAACCCCUAUCUUUCUUGCGUGGUCGGUAAUUCAGUACUGAAUUACAGUUUUGUACCUCGUCUGUAAUAUGAAAUUAAAAACGUAUAAAAAUCAUUUCUCCAGAACAGUAUACAUUCUUUAAUGUAAUACCAGUUCCACAAUUUACAUAUAAUACAACUUAUAAUUUUCGUAUUCUAUUAGGAAUUCAGAAAUGUAUGUAGUAUAUGUUUAUUGCUUACAUCUGUUAUAGCUAAAGCAAUCAGGUUGUUGUAACACUUUAUAGGAAGUGGCAUAAGAACCAUAUAUGGAUAUGAAAGAAACGUAAUCUUCUAUUGUUUACAAUUUUAAUGUAUGUUCUUAUAAUAAAUGUAUUUUACGAGAUCCACAGAUAAAUUUUGUACACUUUACUCGAUAAAUCAUAAUUGAAAUAAUUUGUAUAAUAAUGUUCUAAUGAAUAUGAUUGAAUCGAGUUGGUCAGCUGAUCAACGCUGCGCAAUCGCAGUUGCGCGACUGACUAGACUCAAAAGAACAAGUUUGCAGUUUUAAAUGACGCAUAAACUUAUAUGUGUAUAUGCAUAAUAAAAAAAGCUGACUUUUAAAAGCAAAACUAUAACUAUUGAAUUGAAGUAAAACACAUUGUGAUCGGUGUAUAAACAGCGUUCGACAAAAUUAGUGAAAGAAGAUUUUAUCAUAUUACGCCAUGUUCGCCGAUGUGGAAAAAGUAUUCCAGAUGUAUCACAGAAUUUCUACACAUGUCUAUAUUGAAAAUUUCUAAUCUACAUCGAAACAAUGCUCAAGAUUUUACUAAGAACAGUACGAGAUUCAUUUUAAAGUACAAACCUCGAUACAAGUAAAUUGAUUGCAUAUAUGCGGAACGAUAU